GCGUUAUCUAGUGAAACCUAAACCGGCAGCGGGCCCGUAUUCGGUGGGCCACUCUCUUCUGGUACAACAAUAUGAAAGGGGAAACGGAGACCAUGUCCAAAAGGGAGCCCUCCAACGGGCACAGCAGGCCCCUGGACAUCGUGCCCAGUACGGAGGAGAAGAUGACGGAGCGGGGUCAGUGGGGCAACAAGAUCGAGUUCAUUCUGUCAGUGGCGGGAGAAAUUAUUGGCCUGGGAAACGUGUGGCGCUUCCCCUACCUGUGUUAUAAGAACGGAGGAGGCGCCUUCUUCAUCCCAUACUUCAUCUUCCUGUUUGCUUGUGGGAUCCCGGUCUUCUUCCUGGAGACGUCUCUGGGUCAGUUCACCAGCGAGGGAGGCGUCACCUGCUGGAGGAAGAUAUGCCCCUUGUUUGAAGGAGUGGGGUACGCCACCCAGGUGAUUGCCGGCCUGCUUAACAUCUACUACAUCGUGGUGUUAGCCUGGGCGCUCUUCUACCUGUCCAACUGCUUCACCUGGGAUCUGCCCUGGGCCUCCUGCAACAACACCUGGAACACCGAUUCUUGUAUGGAAUUUCAGAGAGGGAAUAGCUCCAUCAAUCACCAUGAGAACACCACCUCUCCUGUCAUUGAGUUCUGGGAGCGAAGAGUCCUGAGGAUUUCCUCGGGCAUCGAGCACAUUGGCACUCUGAAUGGGGACCUGGUCAUCUGUCUGGCCGUCGCGUGGGUCAUCUGCUACUUCUGCAUCUGGAAGGGCGUCAAGUCGACUGGCAAGGUGGUUUACUUCACCGCCACCUUCCCUUACAUCAUGCUGGUGGUGCUGCUGAUCCGAGGGGUCACGCUGCCGGGGGCCUCCACCGGAAUCCACUACUACCUCUACCCAGACCUGGACCGCCUGUCUGACCCUCAGGUAUGGAUGGAUGCUGGAACUCAGAUCUUCUUCUCCUACGCCAUCUGCCUGGGUUGCCUCACCGCCCUGGGAAGCUACAACAAAUACAACAACAACUGCUACAGGGAUUGCCUGUCCCUGUGUUUCCUGAACAGUGGUACCAGUUUCAUUGCAGGAUUUGCCAUCUUCUCCAUCCUCGGCUUCAUGGCCAACGAGCAGAACGUGCCCAUCUCAGAAGUGGCUGAAUCUGGUCCGGGUCUGGCCUUCAUAGCGUAUCCUCGUGCCGUGUCCAUGAUGCCGUUCGCCCCUCUGUGGGCCUGCUGCUUCUUCACCAUGAUCGUCUUUCUGGGGCUGGACAGUCAGUUUGUGUGUGUGGAGAGCCUGGUGACCGCCAUGGUGGACAUGUAUCCCUCCACCUUCCGGCGCAAGCACCGCAGGGAGCUCUUAAUCCUGGCCGUGGCCGUGGUGUCCUUCCUCUUGGGGCUCAUCAUGCUGACAGAGGGCGGCAUGUACAUCUUCCAGCUCUUUGACUACUACGCCGCCAGCGGCAUGUGCCUGCUCUUCGUGGCCGUUUUUGAGACCGUUUGCAUCGCUUGGAUUUAUGGUGCCGACCGUUUCUAUGACAACAUAGAGGACAUGAUUGGUUAUCGCCCCAGCCCUGUCAUCAAGUACUGCUGGAUGUACUUCACCCCUGCAACAUGCUUGGGAACGUUUGUGUUUGCCUUGAUCAAGUACACUCCUCUGAAGUACAACAAUGACUACGUAUACCCAUGGUGGGGCAAUGGGAUAGGCUGGAUCCUGGCCCUGUCCUCCAUGAUGUGCAUCCCUGUCUGGAUAGCAGUGAAGCUGUACUACACCCCGGGGACAAUGAGAGAGCGCCUCGUUUUCUUGACCACGCCUUCCACCGAGUUGCCGAAGACGAAGAAGGAACAGGAGAAGCUGCUGGCCGUCUUCGCGGCCGACGGCGACAGCCUCAACCAGAGGUCCCCGCCCACGAAGGACGGCUACAUCCCCGUCGACGAGAAGGAGUCUCACUGCUAGAGACUCGAGGGUUGGAAUCAGAGCCUCGGGGUCAAAAGGUCACUCCUCAGCUUUCGCACUCUGUCGGGCCCAUCCCAACUCUCUCCGCAAUACCUCACCAGACAAGGUGGCGAAGCGGGCACGGUGCAGACUUUAAGAGUCGCCAUCGACCCGUCGCUGCUUCUCUGCUGCUUUCUGAGCUUUUCUCUCAAGUACACUGCCUUCAGUGUGACGGCAUCAGGAUUGUUACUUAGAGAGUCACACUAGUUGGUUACCAUCUCGUUUGCCAGUGGCAGGGUCUCACAUAAGCUUGAAGAAAUGAGAAAAAAAAUGUGGCCAUUGUUGUGACACAGUGGCUAAGAAUUUACUUUUGAUUGUGUCUGCUUUCUAAGGAAGCAUUUUGUUUCUUCUCUCUCUCUUAUGGACAUCUCUAAUGUUCAGUUAGGUUGACAUGACAUUCCAGUUACUUCAUUGUAAAAGUGUAAUUCCAUCAAAUCGAUCCACGUUAUCAUCUCAGGAUGUAAGAUUUUCUAAUGAAAACAAAUCCUACAAAACAUACUAAUAAUCAAGCUUCACAACUCAAUAAUUUGAUUUUUAAAUGUAUAUGUAGCCGAACUGACGACUCAACUCAAUGAACUUUGUUCUUCUGUUUUUUUGGUGGGGUUUUCAGAUUAAUGUUAUAAUGCUCAUUUUUUUCUUUUGCUGAACAUUGCACAGUUGCAUGAAUAUGUCUUGUGCUUAUUUUUCCUGAAUGUUUACAUGAUUUUAAUUUAGUUGAUUUCGCCUUAUCCCUAAUGUAUUGAAUUGUAUGGAAUUAAAAUGUAUAAAGUGCCUGAAGGGGACAGUUGUGCCAUUUAGAUAAUAUGAGCAGGGCAGGCUGGUUGAUCUCUCUUUCUGCUUUAUAAUAAUAAAUGUGCGCAUGUUUUUUUUAGAUGUGUGUAUGGUCCAUUAUUGCUGAUAGGGAAUACUUUUACAACCUUAACUUUUUUAUGCUAAAAUUAUUUUUUAUGGCUGAAUAAAAAAUAAAUGAAUUUGAUAUUUGAAUGCGUGUUUAUAUAUUGUUUUCGAGUUAUGUUUAUAAUUUUGGGACAUUAAAUACUAAUGUAAAAUCUUA
This is a messenger RNA of Pseudoliparis swirei, 3018 nucleotides long. RefSeq names its product solute carrier family 6 member 13 (gene slc6a13). The record is from RefSeq and is a predicted model, not a curated record. The transcript has 15 exons. Gene Ontology annotation, cellular component: membrane. NCBI's taxonomy places the organism in Eukaryota, Metazoa, Chordata, Actinopteri, Perciformes, Liparidae. The coding region runs from base 72 to 1925 and encodes 617 amino acids. Gene Ontology annotation, biological process: sodium ion transmembrane transport.